Molecule: messenger RNA, 1218 nt
Organism: Orbilia oligospora ATCC 24927
Lineage: Eukaryota; Fungi; Ascomycota; Orbiliomycetes; Orbiliales; Orbiliaceae
Exons: 6
Coding region: 1-1218 (405 amino acids)
Source: RefSeq, a predicted model, not a curated record
AUGUCCAUCAAGGCCAAAAUCUACGAACAACGAAAGGAUGGAUGGGCAGCUAAAGAUGAGGACCUUGAAAGCUAUCUUCGCUCAAAUUCUAAAAUCUUGAAGGGCAACCAACCGGAGUCAACAUCCCUUCACUAUAUGCUUGAGGGUUUCUAUAGUAUGCCUAAUGAUAUAUGGACUAAGGUUCACUGGGAAUCAAACGGUUAUUAUGGUUGUAGCGAUGGUCGUGAUGAGGAUAUAGACCGACACGAUACCUGGUUCCGAUUCCUGGUGAAGCAGCUAUUCGAAAAGCCUGGGAAAGAUUUCCCCCAAGAUUAUGAUUAUAGUUGGGAUAAACUAGGAUUCUUUACUACCUGGAAAAAGUCUGGCCGUAAAUGUAUGCUGUGCUUAGACUGUCCUGAUGAUCUUGUUAAAGGCAUGAGGAAAUCUCUGGAGACGGCAUCUCCUGACCACUUCAUCGUCGACCCAUAUGCAUUUCACCAAGUUGCCAUCCGAGGUAUUGUUAAUCUGUAUGACAAGUCUAUUUGGAGAAUACGGGAUGUUGUUAGAACAGUGGAAAAGGCAGGUUCCAUAGAGAGAAUCAAUUCAGGCCUUUCUAAUAACAUCGGAGCCUCGUUACAGACCCGACCGAAAGCACGCAAACCAGAAGUUGACUACGACCAUCUCCAUGAAGCUGCUAGACACGUUAUUCACAGCACCGAAACUCUUCAAGUAUCCACUCAGCUUUUAGAGCAGAUUAUACUAAGACACAAAGAACGCUUGAAUUGUUUGGGAAAUAUACCAGAAGAAGAAAAGGUUUGCAUGAGACAGGUUGGGGAUAACCUCAUGUUCUACUAUGGAAUGAUACAUGCAUUCAAAUGCCGCUCCGAGUCCAUGCAAGCUCGUCAUCAGAACGAAAUACAAUUAGCAUUCAAUACCGUCGCGCAAUAUCACAGUCACGUUGCCGCUAUCGACUCCGCCGCCAUGAAGGUCAUUGCUGCACUAACAGCAGCUUUCUUGCCAGCCACGUUUGUUUCGGCAAUCUUCAGUAUGAGCUUCUUCAACAAUGGAGGAGACAACGGCACGAGCGCUGGUGGCGCCGACGGUGCGGGUGGUGACGAGGGCUGGUCACUUUCAGAUAAGUUCUGGAUUUACUGGGCGUUUGCGGUACCACUAACUGUCGCAACGAUCAUCCUCCUAGCCUUCAGCAAACAGAUAAUGCGUCGACUCGGGAUGGUAUAG